AAACCUUUUUUUUUAAUAUACUGAGCGAUUUAAAAUGUUCUUGAUAAAUCUGUAAGCUGAAAAUGUUGCCGCAAGACGUUCUAGCACUCUUUCUUAUGUCAUUUUUACGGUCACACUUUUUUAUAUGUUAUGUGUCUGUAUAUGUUAUGUCCAAUAUUAAAAACACUUAAAGUUAAGUAGGAAAUUGUACUCCACAAACAUAAUAAUUCAUGAAGAGGUUUGUGCUUGAUGUUGGACACUACCUGGCAAAACCUGUAACAUUUAGAAAAAUUGAUUUAUUCCUGGAACGUCUGGAAAAACAGCUUUUAAAUGAUAAUCCAGGAAAAUAUCUUUCUCCUGUUGUUCUUUCUUAUGUUAGCCUGAUUAGCCUGAUUUUCAUUUCUUCCAAAAUAAAAGAAGAAAAAAAGUCUUUUCUUCCAUAGCACUGUUUGUCAUUAGUGAGAGAAGUGGAAGUGACAGAAGUCAGGCAGUGCUAGUUGAAUGCUAAUCUUAAUAAUGCUGGCUUAUUUACAAUUACAUUUACCCGGUUUUAUUUUCGAACCAUUAUAAUAUGUAUUGUUACAGCCUGUUAGGGUUUGUAACAUUUCUCUUGAACAUCAUCGUUGAAAAGUCCUGGAAUUUUGUUUUCAAAAUUCAUUCGUUAUUCUCAACAACUACAAGAAACUUUGUGCAAAUUAGGUGUUUUCUAUUCUCAUUUUUUUAAUUUAGGAAAAGUUUUAAUUAUUCAUUGGCAUUUUUGACAAGAAUUUCUGUAGCUUUGCCAAUUAUGUACAAAAUUAUGUGAUUACGAUUGACUCUCUCUUAGGGAUCGUCCACAAAUUUCGUCCCAUUAACGAGACGCUAUAAGACGAAAAAGUUAAAAAAAAUUCGUCUCGUUUUGUUCUUAAUUGAAAUUGAGACGAUUUAAAAAUCGUCUCAUAAAUAUCAGGAGACGAUAUUUUGUCAAUUCGUCUCAGAAUAAAAAAAGUGGAACAAAAUAUUUUAAGACGAAUUGAGACGAAUUGAGACGCUGCGGUAAAAUCACGGAGACGAAUUGAGACGAAUUAAGACGCUGCGGUAAAAUCACGGAGACGAAUUGAGACGAAUUAAGACGCUGCGGUAAAAUCACGGAGACGAAUUGAGACGAACUAAGACGACAGGGUUUCUUAAACACGAAAAUUUAUUUAAAAAGCUAGUGUUUUUUAAAGUGGUUUUAAUGUAUUCAGAUAUUUCAGAUAGCGACAGCGACCUAGAUUGGUUGUUUACGGACGAUUCUUUGUCCGAUGAUGAAAAUGAAGAUUACAUCAACGAAAUUUUACAAUGCGCUUCAAAAAAACGAGGCAGACCAGCGCUACACGAGCAACAUCCGGGCUUGGUUCCAUGUAUCGCAUCCUACAUAAGUCAGAACUCGGCCGAGGCCCAUUUGAGGCGCAGAGACAGUAUUAUGUACACAAAUGGUGUAAGCUUAAAAGAUAUUGUCUCUCACAUAAAAAGUACGCUCGGGUUAAAUGUGAGUAAGAGCGCAGUGCAUUACCUCAUGAGAUGAUUUAUCAUAGUUAAUAGAAAUAUCUAAAAUUUAUUAACUCCCUAUUUUAACUUUUCUUCGGGUAUAGGUUCAGCAUGUUUAUGUUUCUCAUAACAUACUUAAAAAAAGAAUCAAACUGAUAAAAAAAACGACAACUCACUCGCACGUGUGCUCUGACCCUCUGAAACCAAUGAAUGAAUCACGAUUCGAACACAGAGCAGAAGAUAAAAAUUGUUACAUUUUUCUUCUUGAAAAAUUCGAAAAGGACGGUUUCUCUUAGCUCCCCAACAUAACAUUUAAAUGUAUUAAGUUAAAAAGAGCUAAUAUACUGAAAUGUACGAACCAUUACAGGCAGAAUACACCUAAAUACACCUAAAUACACCUGAGAACAAACAUCUUGACAUAAAUUUUGCUUUUAUCCCUGAUCUGUGUACUGGUUUCGUUUAGUUAAUGAAUACCAUGUUAAGGCUAUUUUCUACCUCAAGAAAAUUUUCGGCGAUUUUUGAUUGGCUAAUUUUAAUGUUUUUCGAUGAUGUGACGUUUGCGGAGGAACGCCAGCCAUUUCGAAUAUAUCUCCCAGUAAAGACGAGCUAUGUUUCGCAUCUAACUAUCUAUAUUUAAUAUCUAUAUAUUCCUUCCUAACAACAUAUUUAAAGAAUCCUAAUCUUAAAGAAUAUUUAUGGCUAAAUUCAGUUUCAGAUAUACUUACCAGUAAAUAUCGAAAAUAACUCAAGAUUCCAUCUGUCACGACCAAUAAUAAUAUUUUUUGUGAGAUUUGUUUCGCUUUUCCACAACAUAGUUCCAGCUUCGAACGACGAAGUUUGCUGUGAUAAAAUGUUGCCAAGUUUGAUAAAUAUACAGACCGUAACAUUCAACAAUCGAACGAGUACAAACAAUGUAGCUUAAGUUAAUCAGUAGCUGUGCCACUGCUAGCCAGGAGACCCAGCGUAAUUUUUCUUACCACCGGGAAAUCGGAGUAGUUAAGGUGGGAAAAUUACGCUGGGUCUCAAACGAUUUUUCUGCGGCCAAAAUCUGGCCGCGCUUUUUGAUUGGCUAAUUCUAUUGUUCUCUGCUCACGUGAUUAUUAUCGGGGAAAGCCCUUUUCAUCCCGAAUAUUCCAGCGAGUGGUUUCACUCACCCUAACAAACAUUAGUAUUCUACAAAGUUUUUACCAAAGUAAGAUUUGACCAAGCUUGGUAAACAACUCACAGAUAAAUUAAAAUGUCCUCCGAAGCGAUUAGUCACAUUGUUCGAUUUAAACUCGGGGUUUCCGCUGAGUCAUUCGUUCGCGUCUAAGCUUUAGUUUGAGAGAAACUCAUUUUAUCAACUGAAGAAGAAAGCUUAGUUAACUAGGCUAUGCCACUGCCGUUCCGCUAGAACAAUGGAAUAAUUUCUUUUUCACGGAACAAAAUCACGCUGGGUCUCCUGGCCAAGAUUUUUAAAGUUUCGUGUUAAACUCACGGAAGUGUUCGAAAAUAUUUUUCAACUUUUGAGACGAAUUUAUUAUAGCAGAGACGAAUUGAGACGAUUUGAGACGAAUUAAGAAAAUUCAUAGACGAAAUGAGACGAUUCGGAGACGAAUUUGUUUUUAAAAUAUGAUAUUCGGAGACGAAUUUGUGACUAUCAGGAGACGAUAUGAGACGAAUUAAGACGGUUAAGACACUACAAUGUUAUCACAAAAAAUCGUCUCGUAUGAAAGAGUUAAGACGAACAAAACAAAUUUACAAGACGAUUUAAAAUGAGCCGAAUUUAGACGAAAUUUGUGGACGAUCCCUUACAUAUACAUAUGUUUAAAUUCAUAGUGAAAUCUCUUUGAGAAACCCAUCAUUGCCCUUCUUGAUUUCAAACUGUUUAAAUUAAAAAAAUAAUUUCUUCCAUAAUCUGAACAAAAAGUCUCUUAUGUAGUUUUAUCAAUAACUUGUCACCUGAUCUUUAUAUAUCACUGUCAAAUUUUGAAAUAAUUUAGUCUGUAGAUCAAGCAU
Hydractinia symbiolongicarpus is the source of this 3486-nucleotide messenger RNA. RefSeq lists its product as uncharacterized. NCBI's taxonomy places the organism in Eukaryota, Metazoa, Cnidaria, Hydrozoa, Anthoathecata, Hydractiniidae. Bases 1196 to 1525 code for a protein of 109 amino acids. The record is from RefSeq and is a predicted model, not a curated record. The transcript has 2 exons.